Haliaeetus leucocephalus (bald eagle) is the source of this 5880-nucleotide messenger RNA. RefSeq names its product HMG box domain containing 4 (gene HMGXB4). The record is from RefSeq and is a predicted model, not a curated record. Lineage: Eukaryota; Metazoa; Chordata; Aves; Accipitriformes; Accipitridae. The transcript is spliced from 11 exons. Bases 1716 to 3578 code for a protein of 620 amino acids.
GGAGACGUGCGGGGAGAGCUUCUCCGCUGAACCUGUGCGAUUACUGCUGAAACCGCAGCAUUUGAAGCAGGGGAACCUAACUAGGGUUUACAGGACAAGGCUAGUUAAGGAUAUGUGUUGUAUUUGCAGGGUUAGAGGUCUAGUUGUAAGCCCCUUUAGGCGUUACCUACCAAUCUUUACACCUGCCAAGCAAAUAAGAUGUUAAAAGAGGAUAAAAGAUAUGUGUGUAGCUCUAAACGGAUCUUAGUUUCUCCAAGCCAUCCAUUCAUGAACAACUGUCGUCAGCUUUGUUUUGCUGAGCAGUAUCUCGAUGAGGCCCUUGUCCUCUUGAGCACAGUGCUUUGGUAUCGUGCGUGUUCCCACCGAAGUCCAUAUGACAGCUGAACGUCAUGAAACGUUGCCAAAAUCUGGCUCAAGAUUGUGAGCCCACAAGCGGCAGGAUGCUCUUUUGUAUUGCAAAGUGCAGUGCUCUAGUGCAUACACAUAGGCAGUGCUCUUGCUUGUAGACGUAAAUUCUGCCUACAAAUUGCUGUGCUUGCUACCAACAAUGUGUGGUAGUCAGAAUAUUGACUUAAAACAUUUUGUGGCAGAUGGUUUCCCAAAACCUGAAGAAAUAACAUGUAUUCCUAUGAAUUUAAACGGAAACAUCUUCUGUGUACCUGCAAGUUUGAUUUAGUUGGGACUUUGUUGUUUCACUUAAGUAACCACUAUAGGAUGAAUAUGUUGUACAUUCUCAGCCAACUAUUUAUAAAACUGAGGUACGUGCAGGGAUGUACAAGCACAAGUUCCCCUGCUCUCAAGGUAUUCAAGUGUAACUUCAGUGUGGCAAGAUUGCCGUGACAGCUAGAAUGAACAAGGUGCAUGGUCUUUGUGGUUGAAUGCUUACACACGUGUGCACAUACACAGAAACACACAAAAUCAGUUAGGUGCAAUUGGUUUAAUUGCUUAUGAGCAGAAGGUUGAUUUUUUUCAUGUUAAGCUGGUUGCUGACUGAAGAACAAAAGCUGUUUACUCUGAGAGAACCAGGGUGCAGCUAUUCCAUAAGGGCACUGUCCUCCUAUAUGCCAGCAACUGUGGAACAGAAUGACUCGGAGGAGGCCUGAAACCUGGGGGCUGACAGGGGUUGGGGUGCAGCGGAAGGCCUAGUGAAAAGGAGUGCUUGCUUCGGUUCCCUCUCCCAGGCUGGCAUUCAGAAUGGCUGCAGUGGUAGUAUUGGGAAACACAUCAGAAGGAUGCACACCUUCACUAUAAAAUGUGUGAUCCUUUAGUUAAAAAGAUUUGAAAUACUUCUUUUGUAGGACAAUGAUUUCUGCCUGGUUCCUUCUUUUCCUUCACUUCAUCUGAGAUUCAAGGGUUUGAAAUCUCUCUUUAAACGUCCCACUCUGCUACAGUGGCUCCUGACAGAAAAUGGCUUUUACACAAGUUUGGGUGCAGUUUUGUGUGUCAUGAAGAUCAAACUCAGCUGUCUUCUCAUUCGUCCAUUUUUGUAAAUAAAUUACUUCAGUGUCUUGGAGAUUUUACAAGGAAUAGGUGGUCUUUUAUAUCUUUAAAAUAAUAGAAGACCAACUUCCAAUUUAAUUUCAAAAAAUUCUGUCAAGCCUGAAGAGUGAGCAUGAACUGACCAGAAGGUAGAUCCCUUUCCUUUCCCACUGUCUUCCAGAGAAUCUUCACUUGGUUCAGAGGAAGUUUCCCAUUUUACAUCAUGAUUCUUCUUUAUGGGAGGGUUAUUUUCAUUCUCUGUUUCUCAGACCUUUUCCUGUAGAUGGGAACGGGGGAAGGAGCCCAGACGUGGCAACACAUUCUCAGGCUCCUGCAGGACCACCAUGGCUUAUGAUGACUCCAAGAAGAAAGAAGAGUACCUAGAGAGUGACCGAAGUGUUGAUGACGUGGGGCUGCCAACUGGCAGGAUACAGCGAGAGAAAAAGCGCUCUUACAAGGAUCUGCUGCAAGAGGAAGACGAGAUAGCAACUCAGGACAGUGAUCUUUUUCCAGGGACAGAACCUCACAAAAAGAAGAGAAAGCACUCCUCAGAUGAGUUCUGCUACAGAGGUGUUUCGCCUUUGGAUCUACCAUCAAAGAAGAAGAAAAAAGCAGUUUCUAGCCCAUCCUCAGCUGAUACAACCAUGGAUUUACUCAAGGCUAUCACCUCACCUUUGGCCACAAGCUCAAAGUCUUCAAAGAAGACCUCUGAAAAAUCAUCUUAUUCUUCCUCUGGCCAUUCUGAAAGCAAAAAGGAGCACCACAAGAAGAAGCUGAGUGGGAGCAGUGGGGAGCACUCAGUGGAUGAUGGCAGCUUCCACAAAUCUAAAAAAAUGAAACCUCUCUAUGUGAACACAGAGACACUUACUCUUCGUGAACCUGAUGGCUUGAAGAUGAAGCUCAUCCUUUCACCGAAAGAGAAAAGUAGUGCAGCAGAUGAUGAUUCUUUCUCCUACUCUUCAGCACCAGCGGCUGCAAAGAAAUCUUCAAAGAAAUCGGCUCGAGAUGAGCAAGGCUCAUUCCUGCUGGGUCAUGAACUACAGAGCUUCCUGAAGUCAUCCCGGAAGAAGCACAAACCACCCCUGGACUCACAUCCACCUUCUGAGAGUUUUGGUGCUGACACCUCCCUUUUUUCAGAGGGCCAUGGGAGCGAGUAUGAGAUUUCAGGUGUGGAGGCACCGCCAGAAUCUGGUUCCUCUUCUGGUGGGGAGUUGGAGGCUGGAGAGCUAGUGAUAGAUGACUCCUACCGGGAAAUCAAAAAGAAGAAGAAGUCAAAAAAAAGUAAGAAAAAAAAAGACAAAGAGAAACACAGAGAGAAGAAGCACUCUAAGUCUAAAAAGAGUUCUGGGCACGGUCCUGUGGCAGUAGCUGAAGUGUCACCACCACCUCCUCCCAGUACCCCCUAUGUUCUUCCUCCACCUCCUCCUGCUGCUUUUCACUCAGAUGGUCAAGGUGAGAAGAGACGGAAAAAGGAAGACAAGGAGAAGGACAAAGCUGAGAAAGAAAAACCAAAGAAGAAAAACAUGUCUGCCUAUCAAGUGUUCUGUAAGGAAUAUCGUACAACUAUUGUGUCUGAGCACCCUGGAAUAGAUUUUGGAGAGCUAAGUAAAAAACUGGCGGAAGUGUGGAAGCAGCUACCUGAGAAGGAUAAACUGAUCUGGAAACAGAAAGCUCAGUAUCUCCAACACAAGCAAAAUAAAGCAGAAGCCACCACUGUGAAGAGAAAGGCAUCAUCUUCAGAUGGGGCACCAAAAAUAAAAGCUUCUCCAACAGGAGUGAUUUCCCCUCAUAAGAAAUCCCCCACCAGCACUGUGGUGGUGUCUUCCUCACCAGCCAAAGUCCCUGAGACGGAUCCUAUUGAUGUAGCUGCACACUUACAGUUGCUGGGUGAAUCUCUGAGCCUUAUUGGUCACAGACUGCAGGAAACAGAGGGAAUGGUGGCUGUUUCAGGAAGUUUGUCAGUACUUCUAGAUUCAAUCAUCUGUGCUUUGGGCCCAUUAGCAUGUCUGACCACACAACUACCUGAGUUGAAUGGCUGCCCUAAGCACGUUUUGUCAAACACACUAGACAACAUUGCCUACAUCAUGCCUGGACUUUGAUGGGAAAGGAUCCUGGGAUGUACUCAACCUCUGCGUAACUGACUUGUGUACAUAUGCACUACACCGGCACUCUCAAUGGGCUCCGUGUGUAGGGUUUUAAAGUUUUAUAUCUGUACAGUAUAUACAUAGGAUUGUAACUAUUUGACUUUUGUUUUAUGAAAAGUUGUGAAGUUAAGCUGAGAAAACCCUUUUGUGUUGGUGGGUGAAAUGUCCUCCAAUCUGAAAGUAUUUUGUAUGAAGAAUUCAGAAAGCUUUUGAGAUAUUCGCCUUAAAUUCAGAUCCUUUGAAGGGGAAGCAGCCAGAGAAUGGACUUCUCAGUAUAAAGAAAAAAAACGUCGCCAUGAGAAGGGUCAUUGAAACAGGUGGCUCAGAGAGGUUGUUGACUCUCCAUCCUUGGUGAUAAACGGAAUGAUCAGCCUGCUCUAGUUGGACUUUCUUUAAGCAGCGGGAUGGACCAGGUGACCUCCUGAUAUCCCUUCCAAAUUUAAAUAUUCUGAUAUUCUACGAGCAGGUAGAGAUGAUGAUAUAUUUUGGACCAAGGAAUAGAACUGAACUCUUCACCAGCCCUGUUUCUAACUGAUUUUCAGUUUAAAAUCUACUGCGUGAGGGGAAAGCUGGAUAGCUGAUCAAAGAUACAGAGGUCUUUGCCUCUUGGUCACUUCUUCCAACCCCCCCUCUUCAGUCAGUAAUAACUGAAAGUUGUCAGCGUCAGCUGGCUGGUCUGGUAGCUGGCAUUUGAAGUAAAGUGGAAGAUGACAACAAAUUUAAUCUUUUCCUGUGGACUUGCACCCAAAUCAUCAUUGGCACGAUACAUCAACCAACUGCAUUGGCUUGAGAGAAUGAACCUCCUGCUGAUUUUUCCAGGGCAUGGUCAGCCUGCUUUGAUGGAGAGGAGUGCGGAAGCGGAUGGGAAAAUCUUGGAUUGCUUCUGCCCAUCUUGCACCUGUUUUGUGAACAGACAAUUUUGGUUUCUGAGAUCGCUCAUCCCCCAUCCCUUUCACCAGCAGUAUCGAAAGAGCUGUGGUGCUGCUGUGAGGCAGUGACUAAUGACCAGUUUGAAGCAGUUACGGCUGAGUAAGGCACAUGUGGGUUGAUUGGACCGAUUCCCCUUCCUUCCAGCCACAUACUUGGUGUUUGGUUUUCUGCUCCUCUAGAAGAGGAGCCGCAGGAGAGCACUUGAUUCUCAUAUAAGCUUUUGUGUGUCUGUAUGUACGUGUAUGUGGUGUUCAUAUCGUAUGUAUUUAACUUUUACCAAUAUCUGUAACAGAUUUUAAUUUAUCCUGUAUAUUUCUGUGUGUGUGUGUGUAUGUAUAUAUAUAUAUAUACAUAAUUUAAAAGCAAAAAUCCCUCCCUCCACCCAACAGUGUGUGGAAAAUACCAAUCAAGUUUGCCUCACCCCCACUUCCUGCAGGAAUCAGCUAUAUGCGUAGUAGUAAGCAUUGGCAUUGUAUGGGGAAACACCAGGAAGUUUUUAAGUGGCUGUAGAAACAGGCUACCUUGUGAAGGUAGGUAGAACAACUGAAAUAUAGUUUGACUUUAGCCUUUCCAGCCUUAUAAUGUAAAAAUUUUAAAAUGACAGAAGAGCACUUUUUUACUUCCAAUCUGAAGUCUAGCUUGUGUUUUUCAGGGCAGUUGAAAGUGAGCUGUCCCUCAUUGUGGUUGAGCCCCAAAUCAUACUUAAAUUAAAUCCUUAGGUGUGCAGGAUGGUUUUUCUCCCCGUUCCUCUUCACCAUGUAUUCCCCAGCUGUGCCUGCACAAGGUAGUCUGUCUCUUAUGGAGCUUUUCUCAGUGCACUGUUAGGUUUUUCUCGGUCAGUGGAGGAGGCAGAAGGUUCUCAGACCACCGUGCAAGUUCCCAACCCAAGCCUCAGACCAGAGCAUACAUGUUUUAACAACACAUCACUAAUCCCAGUGAGCCUGGAAUUGGGAAGGGCCCAGGAGGGAGGCAGUCUCAUCCUGCUUCGGAUCCUGACCUGUACUAAAGCAUCUGCUGCUGGGAGCGGCACAAAAUCCGUGGCUCUUUCUAGCCCUUUACAAUUGAGAGCAUCGUGGUGAAGGGACAGAUCUGCUCUCUAAGGAACAGAAGGGGAUCAGCUUUAGCUUUGUCGUCUGUACAAUGGAAAACUCUUGAAGAGUGAAAAACACACGCAACCCUGGUGUAUUGUAUUUUUAUUAAAAUUUGUACACUUUGUAUAAUCUGUAUCUUGUGGUAUUUGGUACUAGAGGGAAAACUUUGGCAAGACUUAGCAGUUUUUAUAUUUUUGUUAUUUCUUUGCUGUUUGAUCCAGAUUACAUUACAAUUA